AGUGGAGGCUGUAACUUGACCUUGCCUCUUAAUGGCUGAGUGACAAUAAUGCCCCUUCCCACCGGCCCGUCUGCCUCUGUGUUGUGUCUAUUUAUAAUGUCCAGACACAGUGCAGAGGUUAUUCCGAGGUGCCAGCAAACACAAGAUGACAGGCACAGAGGAACAAAGGUGAUGUUGUAUGAAACCGGUCCCAGAUCAUCCUAUGCUUUUGUCCAUAAACCAUGAUGGUGAGGAGCAGAAAGACGAGAGUGGGGCAGCAUGAGCAUUGUGACAAGUGUUACAACCUCCACUGUCAAGUUUCAGUGCAGAUUUCCGUGUCAUGCAUGGUAAUCAAGUGUCAUAAAAACUGUGGCGCCUCCCUCCACAUGUGCAAAGAAGACGAGCACCGGCUUCUCUGUCCUAAUGAGACAGUCCGCUGCCUCAACGCCCACUAUGGCUGCCCUCUCACCAUGCAGCGCCACCGGCUCGCCAAACACCUGGAGGUCUGUCCUGCCAGUGUUGUCAGCUGCUCUCAGGAGUGGAACCGUUGGCCUAUUUCAGACACAGACCGAGCCUUCUACAGAAAUGUUUCAGAAAACCCACAAGCAAAGCUGGACCUCGACACUGCUAUAGCUCUCAGGGACCAAGAGCUGCUAUUCCGAUCCAUCAAAAUGAAGAACAUUUUUCCUGAAUUGAUGGUGGAGGAUUCUGCCCCUCAGGCUACGAGUGCUGGGGUUAACAGUCCAGCAGGUGAAGGAGCCUGUUCUGUAGAUUAUGUUGAAUUUGCAGAAAAUGGCUGCAGUGUAAUAGAGGGAAAAGAAUUGAGUAAAGAGGAGAGAGACGCCUUGGCAAGGAGCAGGGAUGUAGAGAAUAUUCAGAACUACAGCUCCUGGGAGAGAAUAUUCAAGAAGGAGAUGGAGGGAUGCAAGGAAACUGUCAAAAAUCUGAAAAGGUUGGACGAAAAAGUUGAAGAAAAAGAAGAGCAAGAAUCACAGAACUGUCAGAGAGAGACAAGAGACUCUCACCAGGGCCAAGAAACUGCUGCUGCAGCUCCAGACAUGAUUGGUGCGACUGGCCUUGCGCCAUGGGAAGAUGGAGUCCUUGAGCGGCUCGGAAAAGAAGUCAAUAUUGCUGAAUAUAACAUGUAUCUGGCGCACAAUGGGGCAAUGCUCAUCAACUUUGGACAACUUGCAGCUUGCACUCCGAGGGAAAAAGAUUUUGUUUAUGGCAACCUGGAGCCGAUUGAGAUUAAAACUAUCCGAUCUUUUAAUGUUCCUAAAAGCUAUCGAGUAAAACGCAAUUAUACGAAAGACCCUUCAUGCAAAGCUAAGUCCGUACACCAAAGCGUAGACACUGCUGAUUUGGGCGUGUCGCUUGAGGAUCUUCCAAAAUGCGACGAAAUUAGCGCCACACUCCUUUGCUCACUGGAAAAAGAACUCAAAGGGCAUUUAAUCUCCCAGGGCUCGUCUACAGAUGGACUUUACAUAGACGUCGGAACGCAGACGUAUAACUUUGCCUCAGCUCCAUUCAAAACCAACGCGUCGCUUGCUGAUGUUGUCGCAGAUAAACCACUUGGGCUUUAUGUAAAUACUGAAGCUGAAUCUGUCACUAGAAGACACAACAAAUUCAGCUCAGCCUUCAGUUACAUGUGUGGCCACUUCUUUCGCCGGGAUGAGUAUUGCUCUCAUUUCAGGAAUGUGCACUCUGACAUCCAGGCCGGUUUGAACGGCUGGUUCCAACAACGCUGCCCCUUAGCAUACCUUGGCUGCACUUUCACCCAGACCAGGUUUCACCCCUCAGGUCACCGAGGUACAAUCAAAUACUGCCAGGACGUCAACACCCUCGUCCUCCAGCCAGAAGUGCCUUCAUCCCUCCUGUGUGAGAGCGAGAAAACCUUCAGAAAUCUUGGCUGUAAUAUGGAUCACCUGAGCAGCUUGCCCCUGGAGAUCCUUCAACACAUUGCCGGUUACCUUGACAGUUUUACAUUAUCCCAGCUGUCCCAGGUCUCCCAUCUGAUGAGAGAUGUCUGCAGCACAUUGUUGCAGGAAAGAGGGAUGGUUUCUCUCAAGUGGGAGAAAAAGACAUAUUCUCAUGGGGGGAGUUCCUGGAGGUGUCGAAAGAAAGUUUGGGAGUUCAGCUUUGUGUUUUCCACCGUGGACACAUGGAACUUCAGCAAUAUUCGCUCCAUGUCGGAUCAUCUAAAAACCUGUCCCUUCUACCAGAGAGAGGAGAGGACCCAGCCGACGGCGUUAGCCUGCCUGGGAGAGGUCAGAGACAAGCAGGGAGAUGAAGUAAAGCAUAGAAGAUGAAGCCCAUGGUCCCUGAGCGCAGUGGGCGGACCGCAAAACACCAGCAACGCCAUGUUUAGAAUCGCUGAGACGUGACACAUGGACGCCCACCAUACUGUAAAUCCUCCACAUGUGCAGCUGCUGCGUCCAAUCAGGAGGCAAUUCACAACUGCGCCCAACAAAACACAGCACUUUUUGGCCUACAUCGAUUUAAUCCACAAAGACCCAGAGCUAUUUUUAUAUCGGGUCCCAAAUGAAUUUUUC
Sphaeramia orbicularis (orbiculate cardinalfish) is the source of this 2531-nucleotide messenger RNA. Its product is annotated as F-box only protein 40. Lineage: Eukaryota; Metazoa; Chordata; Actinopteri; Kurtiformes; Apogonidae. The transcript has 4 exons. Gene Ontology annotation, cellular component: cytoplasm. Bases 222 to 2288 code for a protein of 688 amino acids. Gene Ontology annotation, molecular function: zinc ion binding; ubiquitin protein ligase activity; protein binding. The record is from RefSeq and is a predicted model, not a curated record.